Messenger RNA from Colletotrichum phormii, 663 nucleotides. Its product is annotated as heterokaryon incompatibility protein-domain-containing protein. The record is from RefSeq and is a predicted model, not a curated record. The annotation marks the transcript as partial. Lineage: Eukaryota; Fungi; Ascomycota; Sordariomycetes; Glomerellales; Glomerellaceae. The transcript has a single exon.
AUGGCCGAGUACAAAUACACGCCCCUCGGCGAGCGGGAUUUCCGCCUCCUCUCCCUCGCACCAGGCCGCUUCAACGACGCCCUCCAAGGCGACCUCAUCACCCGCCCCAUCGACACCUACGUCGACGAGGCAAGCAAACACGAGAACGAGUUGCCCGAAUCAGCCGACUCGUAUGAAGCCAUCUCCUACGUUUGGGGCUCCAACGAGAAACCCCACCACAUCACCACCUCUACUGGCGCACAAAUCCCCAUCACGGACAGCUUGUACCUCUGCCUCAAGCGUGUGCGCCUCGAGGACCGAACGCGCCUCGUCUGGGCAGAUGCGUUGUGCAUCAACCAGGCUGACGGGAAGGAGAAGGAGGCGCAGAUUAUGCUCAUGCACGACAUCUACCUUAGCGCGCAGAGAGUUCUCGCUUACCUUGGUGAAGAAGCUGAUGGCAGCGGCGAGGCGAUGGAAUUGAUUGAGCGGUACUGGCGCGUCCACAUCCCGGACCCUCUGAACGCCGGCGCGCGCGCAUUCGCAGAGGACCUUCUUGGUGCGCCGAUUCCCGAUGCGCCGACGGGUGCUGGCGCGGAGCUGCCGCCCGUGGGCGCCGACAAGUGGUUGAGCGUGUCCCGGUUCUGGAACCGUCCUUGGUUCCGCAGGGUGUGGAUCGUGCAGGAG